AUGAUAUUCAUACGAAAGAUAUUUGUAUUGUCCAUAUUGAUUUGUUAUGCAAGUAGCUAUCCAAAAUAUAGAUCUGCAAUUGAUACUAAUAUGGAAGAUCCUGAAGAAAUAGGGGGAAACUUUGAAUGUGAUAUUUUCUUAACACCAACUACAGUCGUUCGAGGUAUAGGCAAGAAAGAUCCAUCUGCUUGUUGGCCAAAUGGUAUAGUUCCAUAUGAAGUUUCAUCAGAUUAUGAUGCAUAUGAUCGAGCAAAGAUUAUAUCAGCUAUGCGCAGUUUAGAAAGAGUUGUUUCAUUAAAUCCAACUACAGCUUCAUACUGUAUUCGAUUUCGUCCUAAAACUAUUGAUGAUAAAUAUUUUAUAUCAAUUAAACAUGUGGGUCGCAUUUUCGAAGGUGGCCAACAACUUACAUUACAAAUAAAAUCAUACUGUGUUGAUCGUGAAGCAACUAUCAUGCAUGAAUUUAUGCAUGCAUUUGAUUUUUGA
This is a messenger RNA of Rotaria socialis, 486 nucleotides long. Lineage: Eukaryota; Metazoa; Rotifera; Eurotatoria; Philodinida; Philodinidae. The record is from the annotation of a GenBank genome assembly.